Molecule: messenger RNA, 2240 nt
Organism: Vitrella brassicaformis
Lineage: Eukaryota; Vitrellaceae
Source: the annotation of a GenBank genome assembly
CCCACACUGCUCUCGAGCUCGAGGACAGUCUCCUCGACGGCUGACAUUGUAUCUCCUGUGUGCAAGAGCCACUCAAUCACAAGAAGAACCGGAGCAAACACCAAACCAACAACUUGCAGCUAGCGAAGAGAGCGAAAGCGAUCGAGAUGCGUAGAUACAUACGAACAGAAGCUGUAGGCUGUAGGCUGUACGUACAUACUACGUGUCCCCCUGCUUCUUGAUGCAUAAAUGCCAUUUGACUGACUGACUGACCCGCUGCUCUAUAUCCUUGCAAAAUGCCACAAAACAGAUGGAAAAGGCGCCGCCUCGUUGACGCUCACUUGUACCGACUCAGUGAAAAAUUGCAGCUCGUCACUCGCUCCUUCAGUUGUCUGUCCACUCACUCAUUGUCACACACGUCGUGUCCUUCCGUCUGUGUGACUUCACUCAUCUGACAUAGACUCCGACCGAAGAGACGCCCUUCAUUGUCGACCCUGACACACAGACACACACAUCACACACAGACAGCCACGAUGACAUGGAUGGCCGAAUGCCCCCAGAUAACGACGGAAUGGGGUAUCGGCGUGAGUGAGUGCCCACCAUGAAGCUCAUGAUCGUGCGCGUGUGUGUGCUGCUGGUGCUGAUUGCCCUGGCUCGGUCUCCUCCCGGUAUCGGUGGCAUGGAAAACAGACAUGCGACACGCGACAUGAUUGCACGCGUGCGUGUGUGUGGGCGUUGUUUGUGUGCAGUGCUGCAUACGGCAACGGAACAUGAGAUGCACCGUGAGACACAAUUGCACGUAACGACAGGCCAUUUGUCUCAAGUGUGCAAUAGACCUCCAUUUGGCCCAUCUCAAGUGUGGAAUAGACCCGGUGAACCAACCGAGCCUAUUCAAUCCUCGGGAUGGGGCAGACAGAGGUCACAGACACACAGACACGGCAUGAUCUGCUGCACACAUUUCUAUGUAUGUGUGUGUGUGUAGUACGCCGCUCACAAGCACGACAUACCACUUCACAUGGAUCCGUACCGAGGUGGAGGCGGAGUGGAUGGCAUACAUGCUAACACAGACCUGGCAGGCGGAGUGACCAUUCGGCCGAUCUGUGCGAUCAUGUAGGCGAUCCAUUACGCCUCCACCUCAGUCAUAUAUCAACGUCCAUUCGUGUGCCCAGACAGAAACGCCAGUUAUCGACACAUCAACAUGACAUCUCUCUGCACCCACUCAUGUAUAUGACCACCGACCGGGGCUUCUGUGCCCCAGACAGCAGCCAAGACGCCACCCGGCCGGUCAGUCGUCUGGAGGAACAUCGCCAAUCACGGCCUUCCACGUCCCUGCGCACACACACACACACACAGAGAGAGAGAGAGAGAGAUGUGUGUGUGUGUCAUCUCUGUGUGUGUGUCUGUGUGGUGUGCGCACCGCCGUAUCGGUAGUGUGUGUUUGGGAUGAGGGCCAUGCCGUCGCUGCCGAGCGUCGCGUGUCGAGAGCUCUCGGCACCAGACACUGACGGCCAACACACACGACACACUGCACACACACAUACACACACAGAAAGACAGACAAUGACGAGUGCACUCCUUACCCUCUCCCUCCCUCCCUCCCUCCCUCCCUGCCUCUCUGCUGUGUUGUGUCGCUGCUCACCGAAGUCCCACUGCCUUUGGUCCUUCCGCCAUUUGCAGCGGAAGAGCAUCUUCUUCCCUUGGCCACACACACGGCACUCCCGCGUCCUCUCGUCGUGAGCGCCGCCCUUCCGGCCCUUGUGGGGCAUCGGACGGCAUCGCUCCUCAGCUGCCGGCGCGUCACUUGACGGCGGCGAUUGCUGAUCUCCGCUGGCGGCGUCUGUGGGAGUGAUCCGCAGCGCAGAGAGGCCCUCGGUCAGCGUGUGUGGCUCAUCGCCUGCGGGAUGCUCGUUCGCAGCCACGGAGGGGGCCGAUGGGGGGCUGUCGGCAGUGUCUCGUGGUGGAUGCGUGUCGUCGUGCUCGUGUGGCGCAUCGGCGGCUCUGGCGUCGGUUCUCUGCUGUGCCUUCCGUUGAUUGCGACACCGGUCAGAGCACGUCUGAAUCUCAUCCCAACACCUGCACAUGACAACAAUGCCGAGAUGCUGCACACACGGCAGGCAUCCUCGGCUUGGUUUGUCAGCUGAGCGUACCUCUCCCAUUUCUUGCGCCAGGUGAAGGGGCGCUGGCAGAUGACACACACCUUGGGAGGAAUGCCCUUGUGGUUCCGUUGCUAGGCGGGCGGGGAAGCAACCCGGCGGGGAAAG